CUGAUAUUCACAAUCCUAGCUGUCACUCUGCAAGUUAAUUAACAAUGCCUAGACACGGAGAUGAUGGACGGAGUCGGCGGCAACGUUUAACUUCUCCACAUCCUAUUGAUUAUGCGCGUUCCCAAGCAGCUAAAGAGGAAGACCACGACAGCUUUCGGAGAAAAUUCGAUGACGAUCGCCCAGGGAUGAAAGACCGCAGGCGACACUCCCGAAGCCCGGGCAGGCCAUCCCGCAGAGAACAUAGAUCCCACCGUCGAAGAAGCCGUUCUAGAAGCUAUGAAGACACUUCCAGAACACGACACGACCGUUCUAGCAGAAGUCCACAUAGAAAAUAUCGGGAUAGAAGCCGCGAUGACGACGACCGCGGGAGGCCGUCCAAUAGACGACGAAGUGUAUCAGGUUCAAAAACAAGAUCACCUCCCCUUCGAAUAUCUCGUAGCCCAUCUCCUAGACAUUCCAAACGCUCAAGAAACCCACUUCCAUCCCAGAAAGAUGCAUUCUCCAAAACCCCCGGAGACUCAAAAUCAGAAACGUCCACUCCACGUCCAGAAAAGGAGAAGCCCAACUUCGCUAAUACCGGCCGCCUAGCUGCGGAGACCAACACGGUAAAAUCAAGCGACGGCUUGACCUCCAUUGUCCUUAAAUAUCAUGAGCCCCCUGAAGCUCGAAAGCCGCCUACAAAGGACCCUUGGCGCCUCUACAUAUUUAAAGGAGAGGCCUUACUUGAGACGAUAGAACUGAGAGAACGGAGCUGCUGGCUUAUUGGGCGGGAAAGAUUAGUCGUUGACUUACCUGUCGACCAUCCAAGCUGCUCCAAACAACACGCUGCGUUACAGUUCCGCUUCGUCGAGAAACGGAAUGAGUACGGCGACAGGGAUGGUCGAGUGCGACCGUAUUUAAUUGAUUUGGAAAGCGCUAAUGGAUCUACUGUUAAUGGAGAGUCCGCACCCAAGGGACGAUACAUGGAACUUAUGGACAAGGAUGUGUUGAAAUUUGGGUUCAGCACCAGGGAAUAUGUUCUCAUGCUUCCGCCAUCUGGUUGACUAUCUCUUUCCUGAGCCGCAUAGAGCUCCCAAUGAAUUUAGGCCAUUGAAAUAUUGUUCCUACGCAAGGAAGUACUUAAAUAUGUACAGUACGGUUUUAUUCUCAACAACAAGACAACGAACUAUGAUACAAAUACCGUCAAAAUAUUCAUGUGCCACUCUCGCAUCUCAAGACGAGAACAAGUUCCAAGUUAUUAACCAACAUUUUACACUUGGGCUGUUUUUCCUUCCGUUCAGAAAAUAUUCGUCACAACGGGCCACUAACAAAUUAUGCUUUGCCCGUCAUCUCCUCGGCUUCCUCCUUAGCUUUCUCCUUAAGAUACUCUGCCCUGGCCUUCGUUUCAUCCUUAAGUUCUGAGGCCUUGUCUCCCGCCUCCUUCGCAGUCUUCACCGCCCCCUCCUCAGCCUGUUUCGAUUUGAUACCAAUAGUAUCUUUGAUCUUGUGGGUUGCCUUCUCUGUUCUCGUGCGAUUUUCGUCAGCCUCCUUGCUCUUGUUAUGCUACAGCAAUACUCCAAGAACCAACUCCUUUCCAAAAGCAAGACGGCGCUUUCUUAGGACUCUUAACAAAAGCAGGUGGGGGGGACAAAUCGAAAAGUAGCAGUGGAUCACUACAUACCACCCGUCUCAAUUCCCUUCACGGCAGCAUUUGACACAACGCGGUCUGCCUUUUUCAAUGUCUCCUUAGUUACUUCGAUGGGACCCCUAUCGGCCCUCCGAGCAGAGGUGGAGAAGAACGCCGGUCUAACAACUGCAACGCUGGCAGCUCUGGCUGGGAUCACGGCCGUCCUCGUGAGGAGAGUGGCGCGGGCAAGGAAGGACAUGGUGAUGAUGAGGUAGUAACUUGUUGAGAUACUUAUUUUGCUUUUUCAGGGGUCGAGAUACUAAGAGAAGGGGGGAUGGCAUGGUCAGCACACAUAAGUAACUUCUGGAUCUGUGUCAAGAGCAAGCUGCAGGGAUACGGUACGACGGGGUAUUUAUAUCGUCUACCUACCUUCUUCUGUCGAGGUAUCAGAAAAACUAGCUCUGUGGUACGAUGUACUCCGUAUGUUUGUCAAGUCAAUAUCGAAAUGGGGCAUAAAAGGUUUUUUCGUCAACGAUUUAAAAAAUAGCCAGAGUUCUUUGGUCUGAUGGGAAACCAAAGGGGUACUUAUAGCAGUGACAAUAGAGAUGAGGAGAAAGCAAGCCAUUCCCCAAUACACUGUGUUUCUCGUCAUUUCUGCGGGUUGGAGCUUCUUUUCCCUGACAAGAUUCACCUGUGACGUCACUCUACCAGGUUCAUGAGUGACGGCAUCGUACUGGAGGUAGAGACGUGGUCAUGUGACCUCCAAAACUGCAGAGUUCCUGCACGAGAGGAACCAGCUACAAUUAAUCAACUCUUAAUCUGUUUUCAUAUUAAUUUUCUAAAAGAGAAAUCUAGUUGAAAUAAAAGCAUAUGAAAAAUAACAUAAAAAAAUAUAAUAAUAAUAAUAAAGAAAAAAAAAAUCAUGGCCCUAUCAAACCCGGAUGUACUCCCAUCAUCAAAGUCAAAUAUAAAGCCCAAACUCCGGACAGAAAUAUCAGCGCAUUUCCCACUCAGUUUCUUGUUUCAAUAAUCAUUACCAGGCCGGGCAAAAACUCCCUUGCCAACAGCCCAUCCCAUUAUUGUAUCCACCCCUCUCUUUGUUGCAUAAAACAACAUGGCAAUACAUAUGACGCCAGGGAAUGCAUAAUGAAUCCCACCCCAUCUAUCACUUCAACAAAACAUUUACUUACUUAGUCUCUAUUUAAUAUUCAACUUGCACAUAAAUGAGCAAACCCCCUGAGUAGGAAAUAGUGUGAUGAAGGUCCAACUAUGCAGACGAGGGAGAAUAAAAAAUGUCGAGGUGAACUCGAACUCAAAGUAAAAUCAACAAAUUAGUAGUUAACAAAAAAGAUUAUUGGCGUCGGGCAUAGCUAUAUAUUCGGUCGAGCAGGUGAACUCCCACUUCUAAAUCGACCAUGGACCGGGAGAUUGCCAAUGUUUUCUAGCGGGAAGCGAGCCAUGGAUUGCAAUUGAUUAUCGUCACUUGCGCUAGGCAUCAGAUUACGGUCAGGGUAGGGAGGGCUUGUUGAAUGUUUCAAGGCUGUAUGAUCGCUGCCUUGGCCUGGCUUUUGGUCACGCCAUCUCCGGAGUCAACUAUCAUACCUGGGCCUGAAGAUGCACGGGACAUCGCAGUAGGCUCCAGUGAAUUUGGAGUGCCUGGACUAGAGCUGAUAGCGGAUCCACCACCACGCCCGUACGACGUCUGGGGAGAGCGAGUAUCUAGUCUGGACAUGCCGGGUUGAGAAACGUUAACAAGGGGUGAAGAGAGUCUUUUCCCCAGGUCAGGUGAAAACCUAGGUGGCACUCUAGUUGGCUCGGUAUGAAGCGAUUGGUCGGAUUGACCAGAAACAUUUCGCGACAUGGGCUGGGAUGAAUAGCCAGCUGGGAUUGAC
Molecule: messenger RNA, 3498 nt
Organism: Blastomyces gilchristii SLH14081
Lineage: Eukaryota; Fungi; Ascomycota; Eurotiomycetes; Onygenales; Ajellomycetaceae
Product: FHA domain-containing protein SNIP1
Exons: 2
Coding region: 45-1043 (332 amino acids)
Biological process (GO): maintenance of RNA location; mRNA splicing, via spliceosome
Cellular component (GO): nucleus
Molecular function (GO): mRNA binding; protein binding
Source: RefSeq, a predicted model, not a curated record